This is a messenger RNA of Candida dubliniensis CD36, 789 nucleotides long. RefSeq names its product transcription factor (gene MCM1). Gene Ontology annotation, molecular function: DNA-binding transcription factor activity, RNA polymerase II-specific; protein dimerization activity; RNA polymerase II cis-regulatory region sequence-specific DNA binding. Gene Ontology annotation, biological process: positive regulation of transcription by RNA polymerase II. The transcript has a single exon. The record is from RefSeq and is a predicted model, not a curated record. The coding region runs from base 1 to 789 and encodes 262 amino acids. NCBI's taxonomy places the organism in Eukaryota, Fungi, Ascomycota, Pichiomycetes, Serinales, Debaryomycetaceae.
AUGGCUAUUAAAGAAGAAACAAAUGCAUUUAGUCAAGGUCACGAUGGGAACUCCCAAUCAACCAAUAACAGUAACAACAACAAUAAUAAUAAUAAUGCUGAUGCUUCUGCACCAGUAGAUGAUGAAGAUGAUGAUGAUGGUACUUCUCAAGGUAAAACUCAAAAGGAAAGAAGAAAGAUUGAAAUUAAAUUUAUUCAAGAAAAAUCAAGACGUCAUAUUACUUUUUCUAAAAGAAAAGCUGGAAUUAUGAAAAAAGCUUAUGAAUUAUCAGUAUUGACAGGUACUCAAGUUUUAUUAUUAGUUGUUUCUGAAACUGGAUUAGUUUAUACUUUUACUACUCCUAAAUUACAACCUUUAGUAACUAAAUCUGAAGGGAAAAAUUUGAUUCAAGCUUGUUUAAAUGCUCCUGAAGAAGGAUUAGGUGAAGAUCAAGAAAAUCAAAGUGAUGGAAAUACUGGUGAUUCACCUGAUCAAAGUCCUGUUCCAGCAACCAAUCCAAAUGUAAUGGGUGCUGCAGGUCAUGCUCAUCACAUUCAACAAGCUCAACAACAACAAGCUCAACAACAAGCUCAACAACAACAAGCACAACAAAUGGCUCCAAUAUCUUCUCAUGGUUUACCUACACAUUAUUCUAAUCCUCAAGGAACUGGUAAUCCUGGUGUUGUACCUCCUCAACAACAAGGUCAACAUCAACCUGGUAUUCCAUUACAAGGAGGUUAUAAUGAUCAAUAUCUGUAUUUUGGUAAUAUUCAAAAUAACAACAUACCUAAUCAACAACAAUAUCAAUGA